This is a messenger RNA of Cololabis saira (Pacific saury), 794 nucleotides long. RefSeq names its product splicing factor 3b, subunit 6 (gene sf3b6). Bases 110 to 487 code for a protein of 125 amino acids. NCBI's taxonomy places the organism in Eukaryota, Metazoa, Chordata, Actinopteri, Beloniformes, Belonidae. Gene Ontology annotation, cellular component: nucleus; cytoplasm; ribonucleoprotein complex. Gene Ontology annotation, molecular function: mRNA binding. The transcript has 4 exons. The record is from RefSeq and is a predicted model, not a curated record.
GCUGAGUCUGACACCGGAAGCUCGUCACCGCGAGGAACAGAGAAGAAGAAAGCGGAAAUAAGCAAUCGUUGUUCAACCGCUGUGUUUUGGUUAAAAAAAAGCUCUAAUCAUGGCGAUGCAAGCAGCAAAACGCGCCAAUAUAAGAUUACCUCCCGAGGUGAACAGGAUCCUGUACGUGAGGAAUCUCCCCUACAAGAUCACAGCAGAGGAGAUGUACGACAUCUUCGGCAAAUACGGACCGAUACGUCAAAUCAGAACUGGGAACACACCUGAAAGCAGAGGGACGGCCUACGUUGUGUAUGAAGACAUCUUCGAUGCCAAGAAUGCCUGCGACCACCUGUCAGGUUUCAACGUCUGCAACCGGUACCUGGUGGUUCUCUACUACAACGCAAACAGAGCUUUCCAGAAAAUGGACACAAAGAAAAAAGAGGAACAGCUGAAGCUUUUGAAAGAGAAAUAUGGUAUCAACACGGACCCUCCCAAAUAGAGCCCCCGAGGCUCAAGUCUACCCAGUUUCACUCACAUGACCUUUCAUUUCUUUUUACCUGUAAGAACUUCUCGUGCUGUUUACUUGCUCAUAAGUUACCAACACGAUUUUUAAUUUUUUUUCCGAUAUGAAUGAUUUUUUUCUUUUCUUUCUGAAACUUUUUGUCAGGAGUUAUGUAUGACCCUUCUGGUUAGUUUCCCUGUCGGUGCGGGGGGGGCCGUUGGGUGUGCAGUUCAUAUUUGUUUAUGUCAACUCAAAAACGACCAGAUUUACAAUAGUCGCAUGAUGAUAAUCAUCACUGUGUCAA